This is a messenger RNA of Pungitius pungitius (ninespine stickleback), 1826 nucleotides long. RefSeq names its product E3 ubiquitin-protein ligase RNF126-like. Gene Ontology annotation, biological process: protein ubiquitination. The record is from RefSeq and is a predicted model, not a curated record. Gene Ontology annotation, cellular component: cytoplasm. The transcript is spliced from 9 exons. NCBI's taxonomy places the organism in Eukaryota, Metazoa, Chordata, Actinopteri, Perciformes, Gasterosteidae. Gene Ontology annotation, molecular function: ubiquitin protein ligase activity. The coding region runs from base 75 to 992 and encodes 305 amino acids.
AUUCGCAAAAGUCCGUUUUUAUUGUCCCUCGUUGCUACCCGUCCGAGCCGUCCGUACAGGUCUGCUGCUUAGAAAUGGCUGAAGCUCCCCCACGGCCCUGCCGGUUUUUUUGUCACAGGUGUUCGGCAGAGAUUAGUCCGCGUAUACCGGACUACACCUGUCCACGCUGUGACUCUGGUUUUAUUGAGGAACUCGCCGAGGAACGAAGUGCUGAAGACGGUUCCGUAUCCACGUCCUCCAACAGCGAUCAUAACCGCCCAGCCUUUGAGAACAUGGAUCACCAACACUUGUUCACGUUCCCCUCCGGCUACGGACCGUUUGCCCUUGGGAUUUUUGAUGAGAACUUUGACCUUCGGACGCGGCUACCGACGGAAGACAACCGCGAGACAGAAAACAGGAGGGAAAGAGAAAUGGCAUCGCGGCAACGAUACGGCGCGCGGCAACCGCGGGGUCGGCAUGUUCCUCGACGGCAGGGUGCGCGCCACGAAGGAGUGCCCACGCUAGAGGGAAUUAUCCAGCAGCUAGUAAAUGGAAUCGUAGCACCUACAGCGAUGCCAAAUAUCGGGAUAGGACCAUGGGGAAUGCUACAUUCCAAUCCAAUGGACUACGCCUGGGGGGCCAAUGGCCUUGAUGCUAUAAUUACACAGUUAUUGAACCAGUUUGAAAACACGGGUCCGCCUCCUGCAGACAGAGAAAGGAUUAAGAGUUUACCCACGGUUACUAUUACAGAAGAACAUGUGGGUGCUGGUUUAGAGUGUCCUGUGUGCAAAGAAGAUUACUGCGUCGAGGAGAAUGUCAGACAGCUGCCAUGCAACCACUUGUUUCACAAUGACUGUGUAGUGCCGUGGCUGGAACAGCACGAUACAUGUCCUGUAUGCAGGAAGAGUCUAAGUGGACAGAACACAGCCACAGACCCACCAGGCCUAUCAGGAAUGAACUUCUCUUCCUCUCCCAACUCACCUAGCAACGAGAAUGCUGCAAGGAACUCUUAAAUGUUCACCGCCGCGUCACCUCACACCUGAAAAACCUCCAAACAUAAGAGGACUGACGCAGAAAUCAGGAGAGUAGUCUGCCUCCUUCAAGGGGACGAUGUGAGACCAGUUCACUCAUCAUUCCAUCCUCUGUGCUGGACAGAAAGCAGGUGCAGCUGCUCCUGCCGCCAUUGCUGCAGAGUAUUAGGAGGUGGGACUGGUCAGUAUCAGAAGAGCCUCCAGAAAGGCUGCGAGGAAUAACGGAAUGAGAAAGGAAAACAGAUAACUUGACCAGAACUGACAGGUGAAGAGUUUGAGUCAGAGUGGAGUGCUUUUUGAUGGAGACAUGUGUUUGCAACAAGGCUGGGGAACAUUUUCUAUUUAAAUCCUUUUUUUUUUACAAAGCCUGUGGUUGUACAGAGUCCAUAGAUGUGUAGAUUGAUUUUGAAUCUUCAGCCACUUUACAGCUAGUGGAUCAAACUAAAACUGUGUUUUCAUCUGAUUCGUAUUUAUUUGCAGCUUUUUUUCUUUCUUAUUUUGGAUGAAAUUCUGUCUGGUAGGAAUGUGAAUUUGGGUGAACUACUGAAAAAAGGAAAAAUAGUUACUAUCUUUUGCAUUGUACAAGUCCUUUUAAGAAUCUAUUUUAUGACUCUUUUUUUAAUAAAAAGAUUGAUCCAGUAAAUUUGCAUCUUGAAAAGGUAAAGAUCUUCACAGCUCAACAAAGGACCCAUUUUCAUUCCAUAAUUGAAAAAGAAAAUACUAAACCAUUGAGGAUUGUAAAAGAAAACGACACAUAAAACUGCAUUGCAAUAUCUUACCUCUUUUCUUACUGUGGCAAUAAAGUGCUCAAACAUU